Messenger RNA from Symbiodinium necroappetens, 1731 nucleotides. The record is from the annotation of a GenBank genome assembly. Lineage: Eukaryota; Dinophyceae; Suessiales; Symbiodiniaceae.
GUCUGGCCUUACCUUUUGGCUUUGGAGGCCUCGACGAGAUGUCUUCGUGGACAAGCUCUGCAUCCAUCAGACUGAUGAUAAGCUCAAGGUUGAGGGUGUGAUGAACAUGUGCGCAUUCCUCAAGCACUCCGAAUCGAUGCUUGUGUGCUGGGAUCGCACCUACGCGCACCGGCUUUGGUGCAUCUUGGAAAUGGCUGCCUUCUUGAAGACUCACGAGAAUCUCGACGGAUUGACCAUCCGUCCCGUUUCGUGGGGGCCUACAGCCAUUGCGCUCUUCGUUGGCUACUCAACCGGCGUCGUGACAUAUAUGGCGUUCUUUGAGUACCUUAUCCAGCUGGGCCUCAGUGAAACACAGCUCUGGACAAGAAUCUCAAUCGUGAUGUGUCUGCCAUUUCUACUCAUAUUCCCCUUCGUGCUCCAUGCCUAUCGCAAGCAGAUGCGGGCCAUUGAAGAAGUUCAGGAGCAGCUUCAGCGGUUUGAUUUCAAGCGAGAUCCCGAAUGCCACUGCUGCAGCGUUAAACAUGUCCAUCCUGUCACAGGCAAACCGAUGCUGUGUGACCACCAGGUCAUCCGAGAAUGCGUUACAACCUGGUUUGGCUCCGUUGCAGAGUUUGAGACCGUCGUACGUGAACGGGUCUCGAACGUGUUUACGGACAGAUUAGCGAACAUUCCGCUGCCCUACACGUGGCUUGUGGCGACCACCAUCGCGAACUUCUGGGCUUGCAUCCCGGAUAUGGCUCAAGCCGUCAGAAGUGGCGACCACACAGCUCUCCUUCUAUAUUUCGCUUCAUCUCUCGUCUACUGGCUUGCAGGCUAUCCUGCAAUACUUGUCACGGAGCUCAAGGUGGCAUACUGGCUACGGCGACGUCGCAGCUCUGGAAUAAAGGAGGCAGCCUUGAACUUCGCCUUGGGUGUCGUUUGCGCGAUGGGUUUCUUUGCAGUGAUGAUGAGCGAACUGGCAUUCAGACAUGUCUUCCACGAUGUGGUCGUGGGCGAGCUCGUCUACUACUCGCUCUUCGUGCUGAUGGCUGCACUCACCUGGGGGCCAGCUGUUGUUUCAGCUGUACGAGCCAGGUCCUUGAGGAAAGGAACCUUCAGAAAUGCCACACCAGAGAAGGUGGGCGUGGACUCCAAGUCAGUAGGCUUCGUGGAGGGGACGAGCCCCCUGCGCGAUGCUAUGUGGGGAGAGUUUACAUUGGGCAUCGCAAGCUUUCCCAAGCUGCUGCACCGAAGAAUCACAUUCCCAGCACCUCCCCUCUAUGCAGAAGGCACCCUUGUCCUGGGAGACUUCCUGGAGUUUCUGGGCUCCUUUCCAGGUGUGGGAGUCCAGCGACGGAAGUGGGCGGGGGCUGAGUGCUUAGAGAAUGCGGAUGAGAAAGCGUUGUUCACAUGGGAGCGGGCUCAGGGAGCAGAAGCUCAACAGUGCGAGCAAAAGCUGAAGAGCCAGCAGCAGCAACAGCAGCAGUUUCAGCAACAGCGGCAGUUGCAACAGCAGCAGCAGCAGCAGCAGCAGCAGCAAGAGUUGCAACAGCGCGUGCUGCAACAGCAGGCGUUGCAGCGCCGGCAAGCUUGGGCGCAGCAGUACCAGCAACAAUACCGAUGGCACCCUGCCCAAGGCUCGAUGAACUUGCACUCCCAAAUGGGCUGCAAUGGUUGUCAGACUCUGGCCAGUUCUUGGCCGCACCAGCAGAUGUGGUACAACUACCCCGUCAUGGCUGUGCGGUAUGCGCC